UUAGAUUGCCGCCGAUUUAAGUAAUCUGUUGCAUAAUAAAUCAUGCACAAAAGCAGUGCAAAAUUGAAAUACAUACCAAAACAUGGGCAACUAACGAAGAAAGCAAUAACAGUUUCAACCAAUAAACAGCCGCUAUUCAAAUUUAGCAUAAUUUAAUUACUCACUCAAUCAUAAUAAUUAAAAGAAUUGCGUUUAUGUGAACUGUAUGAUAACGUAUUAUGUAUUAAAGCAGAAAUUCUUAACCUCCCGAUAAUUAAUACCCAAUUGCAUCGCAUCACAUCUUGGAUAAGCAAUCAAUUUUAUUAGGGUUAACCAACCCAUUAAAACGCGAUGAGAUUUCGCAUCUUAUUUUAUGAUUUAAUAUACAGAAUAAAUUUACUAGUCUGUAGUAUUAUAGUAGCGGACACCUAGAUUUUGAAAUUAUGGAAAAGAUAAUCACUGCAAUUGAUUAAUCUAAUCUCUAGCUUGUAUCAUAAGUUAAUUCAAAUAGUCAGAAUGGCUAUCUUAUAGCAGUACAUUUUCGAGGACUCUUACUUAAAAUAGUGAAAUAUGGAAGAGUGCUCCCAUUACAAAAAUAGGAAUCGGAAUCCCAGGGACAAUGCUAACUUGUUAUCUUUUUUGGGAUUUAUCUACACGUUACCCAUAUUUUCACAAGGAUACAGAAAAAGGAUAACUGAAGAUGACAUAUACGAAACAUUUUCUGCUCACAAAUCAACAAACUUAGGCGAAAGAUCAAUAAAAUUGUGGGAACGAGAAAUUCAACGCUCGUCCAAAACAAAUUCGCAACCCUCACUCAAGAGGGUGUUUAUGAAACUAUUACUUCGUGAUUACCUAUUAAUUGGUGUGGGCGUCGCCAUUUGUGAACUAAUUAUCAGGCCAUCGCAAGUUUUCCUCCUUGGAGAGCUGAUUAUGUGCUAUUCCAAAGAUGGAGAAGACCGGAAACCAAUUCAGUAUGCGAUGGGUAUUGUUGCACUUUCGAUUACGCUGACUCUCGUCUCGUAUCCUCUGAUAAUGGAAUGCUAUCACUUGGCACUCAAAAUCAGGGUGAUCUGCUGCAGUCUGAUUUACCGCAAGACUUUGAGACUCACAAAAACAGCGCUCACUGAAACGACUCCGGGAAAAAUUAUCAACCUAAUAUCAAAUGAUGUAGCUGUAUUUGAUCGAAUAAUAUAUUCCUCGAUGUAUUUAUGGGCAGCUCCGAUUCAGACCAUUAUUCUUGCAUCCAUAAUGUAUAAAGAAGUGGGGACAUCUUCGUUAUUUGGAGUUGCGAUUUCACUAUUCUUUGUUCCGUUUUAUUAUGCAUCAGGAAAAGCGGCAUCCAUCCUCCGCCUCAAAACGUCAAUGAAAACCGAUCAGCGUUUACGUUUGAUGAAUGAAAUAAUCCAAGGAAUACGUGUGAUAAAGAUGUACGCCUGGGAAGUUCCUUUCUCUAAAACGAUCGGCAAAAUCCGAAACCUGGAGCUUCAUUCUCUAAAAUUGGGACUGUACAUUAAAAGCUGCAAUUUAGCAUAUCCAGUCAUAAACGCCUUCAGUCUAUUUGCAGUACUAACGGUAGCCAUACUUUUAAACCAAACUUUAACUGCAAGAACGAUAUUUAUGCUGACUGCUUUUUUUUUCUAUAUCGGUCUUGGUUUGAACUAUUAUCUACCAGUCGGUAUGGUAUUUUUGCACGAACUUUUCGUGGCAUUCCGCCGCAUCACGGAUUUUUUGCUAUGUGACGAUAUUUUAGAAAAGGCAGUAUUCUCCUCAAAAACUACUACUGCAAUAUCAAUCCAAAAUUGCACGACAAAACGGGAUAAAUCUUCCCCAAGUAAUACCUUCGAUAAUAUAAACCUGGACAUACAGUUGCAAAAUUUAACUGCAAUAAUUGGUUCUGUUGGAAGCGGUAAGACGAGCUUACUGCACACCAUCUUAGGAGAAAUUUUACCGACUACCGGAGAGGUAGUCGUUAACGGAAGUCUUAGCUACGCAUCCCAAGAGCCUUGGAUAUUUUCAUCCACGAUACGACAAAAUAUUCUGUUCGGUAGAGAAAUAAAUGAGGAGCGUUACAAUAGCGUAAUCAGAUGUUGUGCCCUGGAAACGGACCUCAAACUUCUACCCUAUGGAGACAAAACCACAGUUGGUGAGAAAGGGGCUUCUUUGAGCGGAGGGCAAAAAGCGAGAAUCAGUUUAGCGCGAGCCAUAUACAAGGAGGCAGAUAUUUACUUACUAGACGACCCACUUUCUGCUGUUGAUGCAAAAGUGGGCAAACAAAUUUUUGAACAAUGCAUUCAACAGUUUCUUUACGAUAAGACUGUCGUACUGGUUACACACCAAUUGCAAUACCUCGCGCAUGUAAAUUAUAUUGUGGCCCUACACGGUGGGGAAAUUACUGCGAAGGGAACUAAAGCAGAUCUUGAAGGUUCAGGAUUUGAUUUUGUAAAAUACUUGCCGGGCACUAACGACGAAUUAGAAACCGGAAACCAUGCGCUUACAUCAAAAUCAGUUCAGGGCGGUUAUACAGAACAAAAAAAGGAACCAGCCGGAAAAUUUACUGGAAUAAAGCAUGUCGAAUUUGAUACUUACAAGAGAUACUUUCUUGCGUCCAAGAGCUAUGCGCUUCUGGUAUCUACUGUCUUAUUAUAUAUUUUAGUACAGUUAUGUACAACUGGUUCUUAUUACUAUUUGGCGCAUUGGGUAAAUACAGAAGAGGGAAGAAACUUUAUGACUUCCAAAGAAGAUCGCAAUGUUUAUUUCUACACCUACAGCAGUAUCAUCGUGUUCGCCAUCGUAUUUACAUUUUUUAGAUCGUUUUGUUUUGUUAAUCUGGCAAGAAACUCAUCGCACGUACUGCACGGGACAAUGUUCCACAAUGUUGCACACGCCACAAUUGAUUUCUUCAGUUUAAAUUCUUCGGGUGUCAUUUUGAAUCGAUUUGCGAAGGAUAUGGCUAUUACCGAUGACAUUUUGGCAUUUUCCAUUAUGAACGCUGCGCGUAUGCUUAUAAGUGUGGUGGCUAUCUUUGUCGUAGUUUCCGUUGUUAACCCUCUAUUUCUAAUACCAUCCGUGUGUGUGGUGGCAAUAUUGCAUCAACUGAGAAAAUUCUACCUAGCAACCCAUCUUAACGUACUGAGAGUGGAAGGUCAAGUGCGUGGACCUCUUUACGGCCACGUCAACGCCUCGUUGCAGGGUCUCACCACCAUACGAGCGAUGGGAAACCAGAAAUUGCUACAACAGGAAUUCUACCAUCUCCAAGACACUCACAGCAGCGCUUUCUUUACAAGCAUAAUGACGUCAUCAGCAUUUUCUUGUUGGUUAGACCUAAUCGUUAUAGCAUUCAUUGCUGUACUGGCCAUCUACUACUCAUUCAACUCAGAAUCCUACGGGGGCAACGUUGGAUUGGUAAUAUCGCAAGCCAUGCAACUGACCGGUCAGCUAGCGUUUGGAGUAAAGCAAAUAACAGACGUCGAAAGUUUCAUGAUAUCAAUAGAACGAAUUUUAGAAUAUAACUCAAUUAAAAAAGAAACUAGGACUGCAAUUGAAAAUCUGCCGCCCACGUGGCCUGAUAGGGGAGAAAUAAAAUUUGAAAAUGUCAACUUGAGGUACGCUCAGAAUUCGCCGUAUGUCUUGAAAGACGUCAAUCUCUGCAUACGCCCACUAGAAAAGAUAGGAAUUGUAGGUAGAACUGGUGCGGGUAAAUCGUCGCUAAUAUCCGCUUUGUUCCAACUUGUCGAAAUUGAAGGAUCGAUAUGUAUUGACGGCGUGAAUAUACGAAAUAUAGGCUUACAACAGUUACGAGCGAAAAUAUCCAUUAUUCCUCAAGAUCCUGUUUUAUUCUCUGGGAGCAUGAGAUUCAAUCUGGACCCGUUUGAGGAGUACGCUGAUGAAGUACUUUGGAAAGCUUUAGAAGAUGUACAACUGAAGCAUGUUAUCGGCAAUUUAAAAUCUGAAAUUACAAUGGACGGAUCCAACUUCAGUGUGGGACAACGACAAUUGAUUUGUUUAGCUCGCGCGAUUGUACGAAAUAACAAAAUAUUAGUUUUGGACGAGGCUACAGCCAACGUCGAUAACGAAACUGAUGCAGUUAUUCAAAAAAUAAUUCGUAGUAAAUUUGGACACUGCACUGUACUUACUGUCGCUCAUAGAUUAAAUACUAUAAUGGAUUCCGAUAGAGUUUUAGUGAUGAAUGAUGGAGCGGUAGUUGAAUUUGAGCAUCCCCAUGUGUUGUUGCAGAAUAAAGACGGCCCAUUUUACAGCUUGGUACAACAAACCGAAAGGACGAUGACCCAAUCUCUCGGCGAAAUUGCCACAGAGGGUUACAACAGACUCAAAGGAAGAAUGGAUUAAUUUUUAUUUAUACCUGUAAAACCCCAUACAUUUGCAGUGGUUUUAAUAAUAAAAACUUAAAUUGCCAUUCUGUUUACUGCUCAAACUUUUCUCUACACAAGUUACCUACCACCAGGAAUGUGGUCAACUGACUAAAUACUGUCCCCCUAGGAUCUGAAGAAUAAAUCCGGGCGACUUGGACUUUCAAAACAUUGCCUAUUACCAUUUAAUUUAAGAGUAUUUUUAUCUUGAGCCCUAUUUGCGGCUUAUCCCGUUAGCGUUAGGGACUUGUUCCCUUGUCUAAGGUUGGGGACCACAAAGCUAGUGUCCACAUGGUUCAAAACCGUGUAGUAGGUUCCCAGAAACCGCCCUUGCGUGUAAAUUUAUAGAAAAAGUUGUCGACAUAUAUCAUAAUUGUGCAUUAUUUCCCCCUAUUGUGAAAUAAUACAAAUGAGAUGUUUUUAAGAUAAAAAUGUAUCUUAACAAUUAUAAUUUCUAUAGCACGACUAAGCAUUGCAGGAUUGCAGGGUUCUCGACAUUCCAAAU
Messenger RNA from Photinus pyralis (common eastern firefly), 4851 nucleotides. RefSeq names its product probable multidrug resistance-associated protein lethal(2)03659. The record is from RefSeq and is a predicted model, not a curated record. Gene Ontology annotation, biological process: transmembrane transport. The coding region runs from base 550 to 4326 and encodes 1258 amino acids. NCBI's taxonomy places the organism in Eukaryota, Metazoa, Arthropoda, Insecta, Coleoptera, Lampyridae. Gene Ontology annotation, molecular function: ATP hydrolysis activity; ATP binding; ABC-type transporter activity. Gene Ontology annotation, cellular component: membrane. The transcript has 9 exons.